UCUCUGCUAAAAUUUAACUGUAGCACACUCAGCCUCUUUGAUUCCUUCGUUCGAAAAUUUUCCUUUCUGAGAUAUUCUCAAUUCUAAUUCCUCUUGGCUUGUUUGUCUAAACCCGUCUGCCUUGAGUCGAGAAAGUUCUGAUAUAUAACUGGGUUUUCCUAGGGUUUUGUGACUCUCUCUCUCUCUCUCUUUUGAGUUUGUCCCCCAUAGUACAAGAGCUACCAGCUCUCUACUCAUUCAGAUGUCGAGUCUUUCAAACGUUAGAUUCUCCUGAUGGCCUUUCGAGUUCAUUUUAAAGCUGAAUCAUCGUCUGAGUGUGGGUUUUCAAUUCACAAUAGUUCUUUCGGCAAGAGCUUCAGCCUUCAGUAACAAGGUUUAAUAUUCAAGCAGUCUAUCUUUCGAAUAUUUUCCUUGCGAAUUCUUGAGUAAAGGCGAACCUUUGCUAACUGAUCAUUUCAGAAAUUGGUUCUGUGAAUCUCCUUCCCAAUUAGCUCAUCUACACAAAAUUUUUCUGAUAGCUUUUGCUGUCCCAGACGAUCUAGUAUUUGCCCAGUGGAUUGAUUAUCUGGUCAGAACUCGAAACUCUAGUCCGACUGAAUUUAGUCUUCCCGACCCAUUGCACUGAUUCCUAGUCAAGUUGGUACUCUUUCAUUUUAGUUAAAAUUUCUUCUACUUCUCGCAUGAUGUCUUCGUGUCUAAGCGGAGGCAGCAGAACUUAUGCCCUCGAUCUUGAUAUCAUCAAAUCCCCAACAACAUCAACCCGAACUUCGCAAACAUCGUCAUCACCGUGUUCAACAAUCUCCGAAUCGAGCGACUCACCACUUGCGAUAUGCACCCGGAAGCCCCGGACACAGAGGAAGCGUCCCAACCAAACGUACAAUGAAGCGGCUGCUUUACUCUCCACCGUCUAUCCAAACAUUUUCUCCAGCAAACAUCUGACAAACCAUCCACGUGAAUCCGCCAAAUCCCAUCAAAUCCUCGCCGAUGAAUCCUCGGAAGUGUUGCUUCCUUUUCGAGUCGUGGACGAUGAUUCCGGUUCUGGGUACUUGCUCCCGCAUCACCAGCCAAAGCAGGACAAGUGCUUUUCCCAAAUCGAGCCAAAAUUCUCGCCUUUCUGCGAAAAGCCUUGCCAAAGCCCAGGGGAGAAUGAAAUCCAAUCCAAGGGCUCGGAUUUGAAUGUUUGCUGGGAAGGUUUCCAAGAAGAUUUCGAUGCCGAAUCCAUCUUGGACGAAGAAAUCGAGGAAGGGAUCAUCGACAGCAUCAUGGGGAAUCUCAGCGUCGACACCAAUGUGUCCCAUCGAAUGUUGUACAGCGACCCGAGCUAUGGAUGUCGAUCGUCUUUGGGAUUCGGAAUCAGAAGAGGAGUGAGCGCGUGGAGAGACGUUAGCGAAGUGAAUUGGUGGAACUUCCCCACCGUCGAUGUGCUUGAGAUAUCCCCGAAGCUCAACAGGAGCUCCAAUUCGGCGGAGAAAAAGAAGAGGAGUAAGGUCGAGAAGAACGCGGUCGAAUCCAAGGAUACGGAGGAGUCGGCCAAAGAGGACCAAACUCCGAAGCCGGUGACUGGGUUGCUGUUGAAACUGAACUACGACCAGGUCGUCGAGGCUUGGUCCGGCAAGGGUUCGCCAUUCUCCGACGAUUCCGACGGCGCCGGCAAUGACGUCUCUGCAAGAUUGGCCCAGAUUGACUUAUUUUUGGAGAGUGGGGGAGUGAGGGAAGCAAGCGUUCAGCGCUACAAGGAAAAGCGGCGUAAUCGUCUCUUCUCGAAGAAGAUUAGGUAUCAAGUCAGAAAAGUUAAUGCUGAUCAAAGGCCCAGAAUGAAGGGUCGAUUCGUGAGACGACCGAAUUCGAGCACAUCUGGGUCGAAGAUGAAAGGAUGACGACCCUACUGUACCAGUGCUUACAGAUAAAUACAAGAUUAAAGAGAGAUGGUCCUCCUUGGUUUCGUUUUUGUUCAUCAAUUUCAUUUUGUAGUCCCGAAAUGCCUUUUGGUCAGGCUUUGUUGUGAUCUUACGGGGGGCAACACAAAACCUUUCGAUAGGAAAAAAAAAAAACUUUUACAGAGAUCGUUGAACAGCAGCUAUAGAGAAGGAUAGAGAAGAGCAUAGUGAAUAGAGCGAUUCCUCUCUGCUAACCAAGACUCGUCUUCCAUCAUCUAUUCUGUCCCUUCAUUUUCUUCUUGUAGAGUUGCUUUGUCCAUAACCGACCGAUCAUGGGUUGUAAGAGUUAUGACCACCGUUGGAUGACAUUCGAAAAUUCGAAAUAAAUCAGUGGAUUCGAA
Messenger RNA from Rhodamnia argentea, 2278 nucleotides. RefSeq names its product protein CHLOROPLAST IMPORT APPARATUS 2. Gene Ontology annotation, biological process: regulation of DNA-templated transcription. Bases 681 to 1877 code for a protein of 398 amino acids. Lineage: Eukaryota; Viridiplantae; Streptophyta; Magnoliopsida; Myrtales; Myrtaceae. The record is from RefSeq and is a predicted model, not a curated record. Gene Ontology annotation, molecular function: protein binding. The transcript is spliced from 3 exons. Gene Ontology annotation, cellular component: nucleus.